This is a messenger RNA of Naumovozyma castellii, 474 nucleotides long. RefSeq names its product Aim19p (gene AIM19). The transcript has a single exon. Bases 1 to 474 code for a protein of 157 amino acids. Lineage: Eukaryota; Fungi; Ascomycota; Saccharomycetes; Saccharomycetales; Saccharomycetaceae. The record is from RefSeq and is a predicted model, not a curated record.
AUGUCUGACAAACCCAUCGAUACCGUUGAUGAGCUCGCUUCCAAGACAAAACCCAUUGCAGUAAACUAUUGGGCUCAAAUCAAUGACUACACAAAGACGCCUUAUCCAGCAAUUAUAAAUUCAGCAUUGAUAUUUGCAACCCCAGUACUAUCACCUCCAAUAAAAGCUGGAAUUGUCGCUUCUGGUUCAUUCCUUAGGAGCCAAAAGACAUCCAGUGUAGUUGGUCUAACCAAUAAGAAUGUACUACUUUUUGGUGCAGCUCAAGCCCUAGGUGCCAAAAUGCUUUCCGAUGGUGAUAUACAUAAUGGAUCAGGGUUUGUAGCAGCGUGGUCUACCUUGUUUUUGAUUGUUAAUGGGAAGAAGUCCUUUAAGUCAUUAGCAAGUGCAAGAACAUGGCCCCUCUUCCUUACUAUAGCCUCGCUUGGAAAUGCAAUCAUCUACGGAAGAAGAUUUAUUGCAAGUGGCUUUAAGUAA